Carassius auratus (goldfish) is the source of this 3209-nucleotide messenger RNA. RefSeq names its product scavenger receptor class A member 3-like. The transcript has 7 exons. Lineage: Eukaryota; Metazoa; Chordata; Actinopteri; Cypriniformes; Cyprinidae. The record is from RefSeq and is a predicted model, not a curated record. The coding region runs from base 370 to 2142 and encodes 590 amino acids.
CAUUCCCUCCCUUUCCCACACAGAAACAACCUCUCCCUUUCUCCGGCAUGUUUCCUAAAGCUGCACAUGGUUACUGUCCAAGGUAUUAUUUUCUUCUGGUUCUAUAGCAAAGAAGCAGCAUGUUAUAGAGGGGUCUUCCUGACACACCAGCUGUGCCCACAGGGGACCUUAACAGUGGAUUAGUCCGCAGAUUUGGUGACUUAUUUUGUGUAAACAAACCCAGUAUGCUUCUUGAUUGAUGCUCUGGAUUCUGAUGAGUCAUUGAAAUAAAUGCCAAGUUUGAAUACCCGAACAGGUGAAAUACAUUUGGUCUCAAGUCUCCACAAUCAUCUUUACCUAACUAACCUGGGGUGACUUUACAGAAUCAACAUGAAAGAUUACAGCUAUAAUGGCUAUGAGAACCAGCUUUUUAACGAGGAGGACUUAACUGGAGAAGAAGAGGAAAUUCCUCCCUUGAGAGGAAGAGCUAGAGGAGGAUGUAUGAAAUGUCAGCAGACACAUUCUCUUCAGCUAGCUGUCAAAAUGCUCUAUGGCUUUUUAGCUUUGCUUAUCAUUGCAGUGGCUGUCUUGGCAUCCCUUGUUUUCAGGAGAGUCGACAACUUAUCUAAAGAAGAAACAUUUAGCAACAAACAGAUUUCCAAGGUCCAAGAGAGUAUAAAAGAUAUCAGCGCUGUAAAUAACAAUUCCAACUGCUUAGAUGUUGCACAAUACCAAGAGGAGAUUGCCAGACUGAAGAAAGAAUAUGAGGAUAUCCACAGGAUGCUACUCAGUCAAGAGCAGAAGUUGGACCAGGCUACCCAAUCCCAGCAAAGUCUCACACAAUCCAGCAACAGAAUGACUAGAGACCUCCAGUCCUUCGGAAUUUUCAUCAAGCGUAUAAACCAGUCUCUGGGUCAGUACCUGGAUCAAGUAACUGGCUGGCAGGUUGUCAUCAAUGAAACAGAUCAAGGGAUGAAAACCUUUGUUGAGGAUCAAUAUGAUUUGAAGGCCACAAUGAAACAAAUCAACACUACUGUUGCCCUUAGUGCAUUGUGGAUAGGUGCACUUCAAAGAAAGGCAGAGGAGGAAACCUUGGUGCUUCAAAAAAUAACAUCAGAUUGGCAGAACUACAGCAGAGUUUUAAGUGCCCUGAAGUCCAAUGCCAGUAUAACUACACAGACUGUGAGGGCUAUUCAAAAUAGUGUCUCUGCCACCCACCAGCGUAUUAGUAUGAGUUCAGAGAUGGUUCAUGACCUCACUUUGCAAGUCAUUAACCUACAGAUGCAACUGGACAAUGUCUCAUCUUACACUGAUGAACAUGAGGAGAACAUGAAUGACCACCAAUACCAUGCCAAGUACUACGAGAACCGGACCAGGGAACGCUUUGUGACUUUGGAUGCAAGAAUAAAGUCCAUUGAAAUGGAGAUUGACACGCUCUCUUCCAGCUUCAAAGGAACUGUCAGCCAUGUCCAGAGCAUGUACCAAUACAUCAACCAAGAGAGUUCCUCUUGCCAAUCCAGAUUGAACAGUCACACAGAAGAUUUGCAGAACAUUAACAACACAGUCUUGCUUCUUCUUCACCUAGCUGACACUCUGAGAAUGCAGUACAUGAUGAUGAAUGUACGCCUCGAUGCUGAUGUGAGGAACCUAUCCAUGGUGAUUGAGGAGAUGAAGCUGGUAGACAUCAGUCAUGCAAAGCUGAUUCAGAACGUCACUAUUCUGAAAGGUGUGUCUGGUCCACCAGGUCCAAAGGGAAACAGGGGAGAAUCAGGAGGCAAAGGACCUGUAGGUGUAACAGGACCGAAAGGAGACAGGGGACUUGCAGGAAAUCGUGGAUCUCAAGGAGUUAAGGGUGCUAUGGGAAUUAAGGGUGAUCAAGGGGUGCAAGGACCUUCUGGCAUUAAAGGUGGUCCAGGACUUAAAGGAGAAAAAGGGUCUUUAGGGCCACCAGGGUUUCGUGGUGAAAAGGGACAAAAGGGUGAUAUGGGGGCUUCUGGGAAGGAUGGAAUUCCUGGCCCCAGAGGAGUGGCAGGUAUCCGAGGGGAAGCUGGACUCCCAGGGGUGCAUGGACUUCCAGGACCAGUAGGAGUACAAGGACCUGUGGGACCACAGGGGCCACGUGGAAUACCUGGACCACCAGGGGAGCCUUCUCAGAGUUCAUGAGCAGAUAGACAUAAACCUUAAAAAUGAUAAUGCACUGACUGCCUUUCUGGACAGAGUAAUGGUGGUAGUAAACGUUGACUUAGAGAUGUCUCUCUAAACAAGACAAUGGUGGGGACUCUUUGGAAUCUUAGAGGCCCACAUAUACAUUCCUCAAACAUUGGAUCUUGCAACAACAAUACACUUUGUAAAGGCUUUCAACACUCUUUGGAUAGACCUCAAGCACAAUUCUAUACAGUAUACUGAGCCACUUCUCAAAGAUUUUAUGUUAAGAGUGGUUACAGAGCCAGGCUGCUAUGCAACCAUAGAUCAUACUAGGUACCAACCAAUAGACUCAAUCUUUAGCCAGCGUUAGCAUAUAAACACAGAUAGCCAUAGGACUAAUGAGACUCUGCUUUAUUGCUUUUAUGAAGUUUAUUUAGUAGUGCUGCAUUUGCCUCAUAAUCACAGAACAUUCAGAGCUGGUACUCUAAAACAUGAUUUUCAUUACGAGUUCAAGUAAACCAAAUAUUUCCACUCAUUAAAGGUACCAUAGGUACAAGUUUAUGAAACACUGUGCGAAAAGUUCAAAUGAACACAUUUUACAAUUGCUGACUUUGCAUGAAAUUGCAAAACCAAGGCAAUGAGCCGUGUGAACUGUACAGACAAAUGUAUUAAUUGACUGGCAAUGUACAACAUUAAGUUUUAAUGUUCAUAUUUGUUUGAUUUCCCAAUUUGUAAAUAUAGAAUUUUAACAGUUAUAAUUUUAUGUUAAUAAUGGGAUUUUGAGGAGGACUUCAUGAGUUGGCAUACAAUUUAUUCUCUUUGCACACCAAUAAAGGGUUAUACAAAUGUAAAAAAGAGGGGGCCAAGUUCACUAACCAAAUAUUUUCCAUUUUCAUUAAUACUUUUGUCAUUUCAUAGUGAAAUCAUGAAACAAAUGUAUACAAUAUGGUUAGCUAUCUACCCAGCAAGGACAAAAUGUUUUAUAACAUUUCACAUUGCAUUUCAGUUGUUGCUACAUGUUACUGUAAAAUGUACAAAACUUGCCAUUUUAAGAUUUGAAUUGUCAAAUUACUGUCUGGCUGUUU